Messenger RNA from Hermetia illucens (black soldier fly), 2899 nucleotides. RefSeq names its product adenylyl cyclase-associated protein 1 (gene capt). Gene Ontology annotation, molecular function: adenylate cyclase binding; actin binding. The record is from RefSeq and is a predicted model, not a curated record. Gene Ontology annotation, biological process: regulation of adenylate cyclase activity; cell morphogenesis; cytoskeleton organization. Gene Ontology annotation, cellular component: cytoplasm. The transcript has 10 exons. NCBI's taxonomy places the organism in Eukaryota, Metazoa, Arthropoda, Insecta, Diptera, Stratiomyidae. Bases 16 to 2553 code for a protein of 845 amino acids.
AAGAAAGUUGCAGUCAUGUUUUCUUGUUGUCGUUGUAACACAACGAAACGAGAGGGCAAAAACAAAAAAACAAAAGAUGAGGACAGUUCUCAAAGUGAAGAUGGCGAAGAGGACAAAAAAGAGACUCAAAGCAAAAGUAGUGAGAGUGAUUAUCACGACGGUGAUAUAAUAGAAAUACGGUUGAAGGAUCCUGACAAAGAUACACAAAGUUCAAUUGAGCAACAGCAAAGUGGGUCGAAUGAAAAAAGUUUUUCUGUGGAUAUGGAGUUGCGUGAUGUGAAAACAAAUGCUAAAAGUGAUAGUAGCAAUUCAACAAUUGAGGAAUCAGUUAUUGUUAAUAAAUCGAAAGAUACAGAGUUCGAUUCUAACACAUUCAGUGGUGAUAAUAGUACUGUUCCUAAUCAAUUGUCGAGUAAUCCAAGCAAAGAAACGUACCGUAAAGAUAGUGAUACAACGAUAACAAAUGGUGAUUAUCCGAAAAGCUGUAUAUCGCGUCGUAGUUCGUCAUCAAUACGGAAACGAGUUAAUAUCAAUGAUAGCACUGAAGUAAUACCUUCCUCGGAAUUUAACUCUAUGGAUGACGAUGAAGUAUUUUCCGACUCAAUUCCACCAAGAUUGCCUCGCGGUGAUAUGUGUGCACCGUAUAUUAAAAAGCAUGAAUCCACCCCUGGAGGAUUUCCACUGCCUGCUUGGUUUAAUGACGAUAAUAGAUUCUAUUAUGAUGAAUACGGUGGUUCAUUGGAACCGCCAGUAACUCCUGUUGGUCGAGAUGAACUAGAAUUGAAGCGACACCGAAUGUAUUCAGAGUUAUUGCAGGCAGCACAAGCUGCUGUUGAACAUCGAGUACGUUUUGAUCCCCUUGGACCGGAUAUUGCUAGUGAAGAUUGCGAUCCGGACCUAAAACCUUCCUUUACUGGGGAGUUCGAAAAUUUACUAAAUCGCUUGGAACGGCUCGUUGAACGUUUGGAACGUUCAGUCUCAGCGCACGAACUAGAAAUCGCAAAUAAAGCAUUUGAUUCUGUUCUUGGAAGGCGACGUGAUAGUUUUGACAUUGAAACUGCGGAAUUACCUCCAUUACCCGAUCCGCCGUCAUCUUCAUCGAAACAAAUUGAAUGUAUUGAAAACAGUUUAAGUGAACGGAUCAAUCGACUUGAAACUUCUCUUAAUCAUAUUAAUAAUAACUUUAAGAAGGAAUCAUCUGAAGAAGAAGAUAGUCUCGAAAAUAUUCCCACAGUUCUAGAAGAGUAUUUACAAGAGGAAGAAGGAUCCAAAGUUGAGAAUAUGAGCGUUGCAGGAUACGAGGAUAUCACUUGCGGCCCGCUUGCCCAAUAUAUACAAUUGUCGAAUAAAAUCGGUGGAGAUGUUGCCCAACAUGCUGCUCUUGUGAAGCAGGCUUUUGAUGCGCAAUUGGAGUAUGUGAGGCUGGCGACACAGAUCUCCCAACCACCACAGGCAAAACAAAUGGAGCUGCUAAAACCCACUUCAGAUCAAAUAAAUGCUAUUCAAACUUUUCGGGAGAAGCAUCGUACAUCGCAACAUUUUAAUCAUUUGUCAGCAAUCAGUGAAAGCAUCCCUGCCCUUGGGUGGGUUUGUGUGUCACCAACACCCGGCCCCCACGUCAAAGAAAUGAAUGAUGCCGGGCAGUUUUAUACGAAUCGUGUACUUAAAGACUGGAAAGAAAAAGAUUCAACGCAUGCUGAAUGGGCACGAGCUUGGAUUCAAACUUUAACACAACUGCAGCAAUAUAUUAAACAAUAUCAUACAACGGGAUUAGUUUGGUCUGGCAAAGGAGCUGCGCCACCACCACCACCAUCUGCUGCUGGUUGCCCUCCACCACCUCCUCCGCCAGUUGCUGCCUUUGAUAAUUUAUCUGUAGGAUCUGGAAGCGACGAACGUAGUGCAUUAUUUGCAGAAAUUAAUCAGGGCGAAGGAAUCACGAGAAACUUAAAAAAAGUAACCGCUGAUAUGCAAACUCAUAAGAAUCCAACCUUACGCACUGGACCAGCACCAUUUAAGGCACCACAGCAAAGUUUCGGAGGUGCGCCGGUAGGAAAACCAUCAACGCAACAAAUCGACAAACCUCCCGUAUUUUCCAGAGAUGGCAAAAAGUGGCUUAUUGAAUAUCAAAAAUCCAACCCGAACUUACUUGUGGAGAACGCUGAAAUGAACAAUGUUGUUUAUGUGUUUAAAUGUGAAAACUCCACUCUAACUGUGAAAGGAAAAAUCAACAGCAUCGUAAUGGACUCGUGUAAAAAGUGUUCUAUUCUGUUUGAUUCGGUGGUUUCGUCGGUGGAAUUUGUUAACUGCCAAAGUGUGCAGAUGCAGGUCCUCGGCCAAGUACCAACCAUUUCAAUAGAUAAAACAGACGGUUGCCAAAUGUACUUGUCUAAAGAUUCUUUGGGAGUAGAGAUAAUUAGUUCUAAAUCAUCUGAGAUGAAUGUUUUGAUCCCCAAAGGCGAUGGAGAUUAUAUUGAACAACCGAUUCCCGAGCAAUAUAAAACCACGAUUCGAGGCAAUUCUUUGCUUACUAUUUGCGUGGAAAGUGUUGGUUAAUGCGCAGUGCAGACUUUGGAGUAAUCCAUUAUUGUAAUAUUCACUUGAUGAUUCGGAUUAGCAUCUACUAAUAAAUGAAUAAGCGUUUUACUAGUUAAAAUGAAAUUGGAAAAAUUUGAUACCAAAUCGUACUGUAUUUUACCCACUUACCAGUGGAAUAAUCGCAUAUAAAAAUCAGCAAGGCACAUACGAAAUAUAUACUUUUAAAGAGAAUUUUUACUAAUUUUUUAAUUUAAAUUUUUAGAUAACCAGAAAAGUAUUUAUUAUCGAUUUUAAUCCUAAAGUAGAUAAAAAAAGAGUUUUUGUAUUGUCAUGAAUCCAUAGGAAAUAAACUUCUCAUGCCGAA